AAUAUGUUGAACAAGUAUGACUACCUCAAAAAGACCUCUAAAUGUGGAUACCCCAUGCUUCAAGUCUUCCUCUUCCUCUUAUCAAAUGGGGAGAAUUCUUUGGAUGAGGUCAAUGAUACGGCUUGCAAUAACAGCGGGCUGAGUUGCAUCGAGGAAGUCAACGGAGCUACUAAGGCUGAUGGAUUCAAAACAUACAAGAAUGACGACCAAAAGCCACCACCUCCAUGUUGCAUGUAGAUGACAAAGGUUAUAGAGCACAAGCCCUAUGAUCAUAAGGCUGAUGUUUUUAGUUUUGGAAUCGUGCUGUGGGAGCUAUUAACGGGGAAGCUUCCUUAUGAGUACCUGACACCUUUGCAAGUAGCAGUUGGUGUGGUUCAGAAGGGUUUGAGACCAACCAUUCCAAAGCGUACUUGUCCAAAGCUUGCUCAACUUCUCGAAAUGUGCUGGCAACAAGACCCUGCACAAAGACCAGACUUCUCUGAGAUUCUGGAGAUCCUUCAGCUAAUUACCAAAGAGGAAAUUUCACGCCUCCAGAAGGUCCUAGCAUGAUCAGUGCAAUGGAGGAGACGACAUGGCUCUCUCACCAUCUUGGUUCUCUACCUCUUCUUGCAAAGCACCGAAUUAACUGUAUGAGAACCGCCAUCAAACCCAAUAUGGAAGCUCGGAACUAUGCUUAUGCAAAGAAAAUGCUCAAGCUCCUCCUCUGGAAGGCUCCACCAAGCAAGCAGGAAUGCCGAAUGAAGUGAAGAAUCUGAUUACAUAGGGCUCUAAAACAAAUCAAUUGAUGUAGAGGAAUAUCCCUCUCAAUUCUGUUAAGGCAAAGUAAUUGUCAUCGCUUAAUUAAUUGUCUUUUUCUGAUUAAUCACAGCCCUUUAUGUUUAAUCAAUUGAUUAAUUCUCUACCAUUAGGUAUAGUAUAUAAUGCAUAUAAAACUUUCUGUUAUGUACUGUUUAAAGUUAUACAGCACAUGUUAGAGUUCUAAUUUCAGUUUUUCUUUCUCCCA
Dendrobium catenatum is the source of this 1003-nucleotide messenger RNA. RefSeq names its product serine/threonine-protein kinase STY46-like. The record is from RefSeq and is a predicted model, not a curated record. The transcript is spliced from 5 exons. Gene Ontology annotation, molecular function: ATP binding; protein kinase activity. Bases 238 to 549 code for a protein of 103 amino acids. Gene Ontology annotation, biological process: protein phosphorylation. NCBI's taxonomy places the organism in Eukaryota, Viridiplantae, Streptophyta, Magnoliopsida, Asparagales, Orchidaceae.